Protopolystoma xenopodis is the source of this 591-nucleotide messenger RNA. The record is from the annotation of a GenBank genome assembly. NCBI's taxonomy places the organism in Eukaryota, Metazoa, Platyhelminthes, Monogenea, Polystomatidea, Polystomatidae.
AUGUUCCAGGCAUUAGAGUAUAAUUUACCGCAUGGAAAAAGGAUUCGAGGGCUUUUGGUUGUUCUUUCAUAUAUGUAUUUUUCAAAUGGAAACAACAACCGACUCCGUAUGGCUAAUCUCAUCGGCUGGGUCAUAGAAUUGGUAAUUUUUAAGUUGCUUAUUUUCAAGUUGCAAGCCUCAUUUUUAAUACAUGAUGACAUUAUUGAUGAAGCCUCUACACGGCGAGGUCAGCCAUGCUGGUAUCAAACACAAAAGGCUCAGCAUGGCUUGAUUGCCAUCAACGAUGGUUUGCUGAUGUACAUCGCCACAUAUCGCUUGCUUAAGAAAAUUUUGAUCCCCGAAGAGGAAUAUGAGGUUAUCUACCAUAAAAUUCGUGAUGUCUUCGAAGAUUGUUCUUACCGGACUUGUAUUGGCCAGACCUUGGAUGUACUCAGUUCAUUCUCUGCUAAUCCCGGUAAAACUUUCCCAUGCGAGAUGCAUAGUUUCGAAGAUCGUCUAAAUGCUAUUUCUGCAUGGAAGACAGCCCACUAUAGUUUCAUUCUUCCGGUGUAUUGUGGCAUGAUUUUGGUAAAGCCUCAUUAUUAUAGUUAG